AUGUCCAUCGACAACAAGCCGCCGACCCAGAACCCGGGGCCGAACCCUCACCACCGCGACGAGAGCGACGACUCGACCGGUUCCACCCCGGAGAGGGAGCAGGCUCCUCCCAUGACGGCCGGCAGCGGCAGCAACAUCAUCAAUGUCUCGCAGGACGGCCAGCAGCCCAAGCGAAAGGGUGGCCGCAAGCCGAUCUAUGCAACCUCGGAGGAGCGCAAACAGCGCAACAGACAGGCCCAGGCCGCCUUUCGCGAACGACGCACCGAAUAUAUCAAGCAGCUCGAGGAGACCAUUCGCGUCCAUGAGUCCAACUUGCACAACCUUCAGGCGGCGCACCGCACCGCCGCCGAAGAAUGCCUGAUGCUCCGAUACAAGAACUCUCUCCUCGAGCGCAUUCUCCUUGAGAAGGGCAUCGAUGUUCAAGCAGAGCUUCAGGCCAAAACCGGCAGUCCCAACCUGGCGCCCACUCAUAUGCCACAGAACCUGGUGCAGCCGCCUCCCCUUCAACGUACAAUGAUGCACCGGCACCACGCGCGCAAGUCUACUUCCAGCAUUGCUCCCAAGACCGAGCCCGGUACUGGUCUGCCACCGCCUCUACAGCCUCACAAGACUGCGCCAUCACCAAAGAAUCGCCCAGCUCCCUCUUCUCAUUCGAAUUCCCCCAACAUGGCGAGCUCGGCCUUUUCUCCAGCGGCCUCGGAUACCAUGUCAAUGAGAGGAUCCAUCUCCGGACUGUCUCGUCAGCAGAUGACUCCCAUUUCUGUUACAACUCCGACGUCGAGACAGCCAAUGGUGCAACCAGGGUCGCGAGGAGCAAUGAACUCUGGUGCAUCAUUCUAUCCGACUCCAUCAUUCCAGAACCACAUCGAACAACUUGGUAAGGAAAUAAAUAGGCCCCGCUGGAUGAGCGUUGGUGCGUUACUUUGCUGGAUGCUAACCUGGUGCCGUACAGAGCAAGAAUACGAAGCCGACAUGGUGGAAGAUUCUGAGAUUGAGACGCCCAGUGGCCCGGGCCCAUACCCAGGCGGUUUCAACGGAGAACAGCAACCGAUGCUUCUCUCGCCAGCCUCCACGGGACCCGGACACCAGGUGGCGCCAGGCUCUCAGUAUCCCUCGAUGACGCAGUUGUUGGAUCAGCAGCCCGACUGGGAUCCAUUCGGGCUCAGUGCCAGCAUGGCUUUCCCCGGCCAGCCGUUUCAGUUUGAUCAAACUCAUAUGAGGUGA
This is a messenger RNA of Trichoderma reesei QM6a, 1224 nucleotides long. RefSeq names its product Basic-leucine zipper transcription factor. Gene Ontology annotation, molecular function: DNA-binding transcription activator activity, RNA polymerase II-specific; transcription cis-regulatory region binding. Gene Ontology annotation, cellular component: RNA polymerase II transcription regulator complex. Lineage: Eukaryota; Fungi; Ascomycota; Sordariomycetes; Hypocreales; Hypocreaceae. The coding region runs from base 1 to 1224 and encodes 407 amino acids. The transcript has 3 exons. The record is from RefSeq and is a predicted model, not a curated record.